ACUGUUGUUUUUUUUAAUUAAAAGUUGAGAUGGCUUCAAGCUAACCUUCGCCAUGAGAACGUGUAACUCGUUCUCGCGAGACCCCGCUCGAGAUUUUGUCAAGUCAGCGUCGUUGCCAUGGAUACCCCCGUCGCGGAACAGGAAACCCUUCGGGAGGCUUCUGUUAGCUAAACAGAUGUAAAUUAGCCUCAGUUGUAAACAAAGGCGGUAUUUCAACUCGUGGCAGGUAAGUGAAUUAAAUACUAAUGUUGUCGAAACCCUCCUGUAUAAAUGUUGCUUUUCGGACCAAAGAUCACCAUAUAGGUGCAAUGUUAAUAGUGGCUGCAGUUGUUGAGGAAAUCCACCACGAGGAAUUGGUCUGCGGUAGUGGAGUCACGUGAGAAUGACAACAAACAGCCACUUUGACAAAAUGCACACGCCCAAAGUAAACAUGACUGUAUGAGAGGUAUUAAUAGGUUUAUUAAUGUUGGUCGGAGAGUUGUUUAGAAUAUGUUGGUAAAGGUUGCACACCACGACAAUCAUUUUCGGAUAUGAUUUUUGUGCAUCUCAUGUCAUGAAAUCCAUCAUUCAGGUGUACGUGCACGUUAGCCUCACAGCUGCGAGGUUCUGGGUUCGAGUCUCGGCUCAGACCUUCCUUGUAUGCAGUUCCGAAUUUAAAAAAAGAUAUGUCUAAAAAUAUUCAAUGUACUUCAUUUACACCCCCAUACUUUGUAUAUAAUAGUUUGUCCAUACAACAGAAGCGUCACAGAUCAUGGAGUAUGACAAUGGAUUCAACAAUCUUCAGGCUCAGGAAAAUGGAAAAGCACACGGGGACAAAAUGAAAGCAGAGGGUGCGUUUCUCAGUGAACAUUUGGAAUUACUGAGCCAAAGCACGGCGACAGACAACAUGCAAGACAGACUGGAACGAGACGAGCGUCAGCGUUUGCUGGACCAGCUGAGGGAGCUGACGGAUGUCAACGGUCGCCUCUUUAAACUGCUGAGCGAAAAAGAAUUUGAGGUCAAACACAUGAAGAAGAAAUGGGACAAGGAGAGGGUGUUUCUCAUGGCUGGCGCGUCCGGCAUGUCGGGCGAUGCUGCCGCCGUCAAGAUCGUGGAGUUGUCCAAAAAGAACCGAGAGCUGACCACUGAAGUGGAGCGAGAGAGGACGAAAUCCAAACAAAACAGCAAUAGAAUCAAAGCACUUGAGAACGAUCUGCAGGCUGCUGUGCGCUCACUACCAGGGCAAAAGGUUGACGUGGCUUUGCAGAAGCAAAGCUCGUCUAAAGACGGCGAGGACAACCCAGCGGUGAAGUCCCUGAAGGACAAACUAUCUGCUGCCCAACUCAAAGCCACAGAGUAUCGCUACCAAGUUCAAUUUCUCAGACAGGAGUUGAAAGUGGCUCAGAAGGUUCUGAUAAGUGAGGUUGGGGAAGAAGUCAACGUUCAGCAGUUACUGAGCUGUGCGGGAAGCUUUAGAGGACGUGCACAGCAGAUACUGGCUCUUCAAUCAAGGGUGCGUGACCUGGAGCAGCAGCUGAGGCCACCUCCAUCAAGCGUGUUGACCGUGGACGAAGAAGAAUAUUCGGGCGUUCCUCCUAAAAGUCAGGGCCGAAACGUCGGCUACAGUCGCAGCGCCGAGAAGGAGAAGAAGGAGGCAUUUCAGAGGCUGUCGGACAGCUAUGAAACCUUGCAGCGAGACCGCGAUCAAGUGAGGAAAGAUCUGGAAGCCGCCAAAGCCAGGAACAAAUGUCUGUCGGCUGACAUUAAAACGCUGAAGGCUCAGACUUCCUCCUUGCUGCUGAAGAGCAAACACGACGACGAGCUCGUGGACGCUAUACUGAAGGAGAAGAGCCGCAUGCUGGAGAUGCUGAGUCAGCUCACCAAGCGGAAUGCGCCGAGCCAGCCGAGCUCGGGACCGUCGCUGAGCAGCGAGCUCUCCGCGCAGAAGAUGCUCAUCCAGAACUUGUACCAAGUGGUCGCUGGCAAAGAGAGCACCAUUAAAGAAUUAGAGGAGAAUAUCAAGCAGCUCUCCAAUGACAGCCGCUGACAAAUCAUUUUGAAU
Phycodurus eques (leafy seadragon) is the source of this 2041-nucleotide messenger RNA. RefSeq names its product coiled-coil domain-containing protein 13-like. The coding region runs from base 752 to 2026 and encodes 424 amino acids. NCBI's taxonomy places the organism in Eukaryota, Metazoa, Chordata, Actinopteri, Syngnathiformes, Syngnathidae. The transcript has 9 exons. The record is from RefSeq and is a predicted model, not a curated record. Gene Ontology annotation, cellular component: centriolar satellite. Gene Ontology annotation, biological process: non-motile cilium assembly; cytoplasmic microtubule organization.